Molecule: messenger RNA, 679 nt
Organism: Staurois parvus
Lineage: Eukaryota; Metazoa; Chordata; Amphibia; Anura; Ranidae
Source: the annotation of a GenBank genome assembly
GAUGACUCGGUGCCCGCUGUCAUGCCAGUUGACUCGGAGCCCGCUGACGUGCCUGAUGACUCAGUGCCCACGGUCUUGCCAGAUGACUCGGUACCCACUGUCUUGCCAGAUGAUUCGGUGCCCGCUGUCUUGCCAGAUGACACGGUACCCGCUGUCAUGCCAGAUGACUCGGUACCCGCUGUCGUACCAGAUGACUCGGUACCCGCUGUCGUGCCAGAUGACUCGGUGCCCGCUGUCGAGCUUGGUGACCCGGUGCCCGUGGUUCUGCUAGAUGGCUCUCGGGGCCUGCUGUCGUGCCAGAUGACUCGGUACCCGCUGUCGUGCCAGAUGACUCGGUGCCCGCUGUCGUGCCAGAUGACUCGGUGCCCGCUGUCGAGCCAGAUGACUCGGUGCCCGCUGUCGAGCUUGGUGACUCGGUGCCCGCAGUUCUGCUAGAUGACUCGGUGCCCGCUGUCGAGCUUGGUGACCCAGUGCCUGCGGUUCUGCUAGAUGGCUCGGUGCCCGCUGGUGCCAGAUGGCUCGGUGCCCGCUGUCGAGCUUGGUGACCCAGUGCCCGUGGUUCUGCCAGAGGACUCGGUGCCCUGCUGCUUGCCUGAUGGCCGGUGCCCACUGCUCCGCCUGAUGGCCCGGUGCCCACUGCUCCGCCUGAUGGCCCGGUGCCCAUUGCUCCGCCUGAUGG